Messenger RNA from Leptosomus discolor (cuckoo roller), 1718 nucleotides. It is a transcript of the gene RTN4, whose product is annotated as reticulon 4. NCBI's taxonomy places the organism in Eukaryota, Metazoa, Chordata, Aves, Leptosomiformes, Leptosomidae. Gene Ontology annotation, cellular component: postsynaptic density; neuron projection; endoplasmic reticulum membrane. The record is from RefSeq and is a predicted model, not a curated record. Gene Ontology annotation, biological process: neuron differentiation; endoplasmic reticulum tubular network formation; brain development.
AGCUGACCGGCCUCCUGCAGCACCAGUGCAGUGCAGACUGCAGGCGCUGCGGGGGAGCCCAUGUUUCCCAUCCUGGGCUGCAGGUUUCUUCUCUUGCAGCUGUCCUCCUGGUAUGCAUAAUUGAUAAUCACAGCUGGAGGGCAGAGCGUCUGUGGAGAGAUGGACAGUCAGCCGAGCGGUUGGAAGGAUAAGGUUGUUGACCUCCUUUACUGGCGAGACAUUAAGAAGACAGGAGUGGUGUUUGGUGCCAGCUUGUUCCUGCUGCUUUCAUUAACAGUGUUCAGCAUCGUGAGCGUGACAGCUUACAUUGCCUUGGCCCUGCUUUCUGUGACGAUCAGCUUUAGGAUAUACAAGGGAGUUAUCCAGGCAAUCCAAAAGUCUGAUGAAGGCCACCCGUUUAGGGCUUACUUGGAGUCUGAUGUAGCUGUGUCUGAAGAGCUUAUUCAGAAAUACAGUAAUGUUGUGCUUGGUCACAUUAAUGGCACAGUCAAAGAGCUGAGACGUCUCUUCCUAGUCGAUGACUUAGUUGAUUCUCUGAAGUUCGCAGUGUUGAUGUGGGUGUUCACUUAUGUUGGUGCCUUGUUUAAUGGUCUGACAUUACUGAUCCUGGCUUUGAUUUCGCUCUUCAGUGUUCCUGUUAUUUAUGAGAGACAUCAGGCCCAAAUUGACCAUUAUUUGGGACUUGUGAACAAGAAUGUCAAGGACGCGAUGGCUAAGAUCCAAGCAAAGAUCCCCGGGUUGAAGCGCAAAACUGAGUAAAAAGCCUGAAGCAACGUAUCAAUAGGAAGUUCAUCUUUAAAGGGGGAAAAAAUACUCAUUUGGAUUUAAUGGAGAGGGUCAGGGAAUAGCAAAACCCUUGACAUUGCAGUGCAAUUUCACAGAUCUUUAUUUUUUAGCAACGCAGUGUUUGAGGAAAAAAUAACUGUUUUGACUGCCAUGUGUUUCAUCAUCUUAAGUAUUGUACGCUGCUAUGUAUGGAUCUAAAACUAAUCAUCUUUAUCCUGUGUGCAGCACUGGCUAAUACAAAAGAUUUGAGAAAGCUGUACAUUUUGCUUCAUCAGCGGUAGUCCCUGCUGCGUUCCAGAAGAGGUAGUGCAGGUGGAGCGGAGGGUAACACUUCCCCGUUUGUGCACUGUGUAUGGUCUGUGUAGAUGGAUGCAGAUUUUCUAAAAUGAGAUGUUUUAGAAGAAUAUACCAUUUUAGCAAGUUUUGAAAAAUCUUGCCUUUUUGGUAUGAGUAUAGCUGUAUUGUGAUUUUAUUGUUUUAUCAAUUGCCAAUAUAUAUAUAUAUGUGUUUCACAAAGCUUAGAUCUUUCAGCUGCUCCACAGUGCUUCAUACUUCAGAGACCUGACUGAUGUCUGGACUAGCUCCCUAGCACACAAGCUUGAAAAACUAAGAUGUCUCUGUAAACACUAGCAUCUGUUUAAAAAAAAAAAAGAGAAAUGAACAAAGGAACAUCCACAUAUAUUAAAAGAAAAUUACAGCAUACACUUUGCACAACAGUACAGUAGUUGAUUUUGAGCAAAUAAUUCUACAGUCUCUCAAACUCUGAUAAUCUGUGGACCGAAUAUCUAAUGCUGCAAAUGUUGUUUGGAAACUUAAAACCUUGUUAUGCAAGAAAUGUUAAGUGAAAAUUUAUACAGUUGCAGUUUAAGCUGUAUUGAACUAAGUCUGUGGAAUGCAUUGUGAAAUGUAAAAAAAAAAAAAAAAAACCACAA